AUGGCCCUUCUCUUGACGAGAAACGACGCUCUCAGCGCCAACCCUCCGGCUGGAGUUGACGAGACCCUUUCUGUGCAUGGGUCCGAAUGGCUUUGGGCGGUUACAGCCAUCUAUAUCGUUGCUUUCCUGGGCUUGUUAUGUUUCUGCUUCGCCUCCCACGAGAGCCGGAGAGUCUUCCACUACACCUUCACCGUCGCUCUCCUGGUCGGUGCCGUGGCCUACUAUGCCCAGGCUUCCGACCUCGGGUGGAGCGCUGUCAAGCAGGCCGAUAACGCGGGCAACGGCUUAGUCCGCCAGGUCUUCUACGCGAAGUACAUCAACUGGAGCAUAUCAUUCCCAGCUGUCGUUCUCGCUCUUGGACUGCUGUCUGGUGUCUCAUGGACCACCAUCAUCUGCAACAUCUUUAUCGCCUGGCUUUGGGUUCUUACCUACCUCGCUGCCGCUUAUACCACCACCAACUACAAGUGGGGCUUCUUCGCCUUCGGCACCUUCUCGUGGGUCAUCCUCGCCAUGAGCACGCUCAACGAGAGCCGCCUCCUCGCGGCUCGCCUCGGCAUCGGCCGCGACUAUGUCAUUCUCGCCGCGUGGCCGAACAUGCUGUGGCUGCUCUACCCUGUCGCCUUCGGGUUGAGCGACGGCGGCUACGUCAUCGGCGUCACCGGCAGCGCCAUCUUCUUCGGUGUCCUCGACGUCCUGAUGGUGCCGGUGCUGUGCUUUGCCUUCUUGAUCCUGGGACGCAAGUGGGAUUGGGCCAGACUGAACCUUGCCUUCAGCGAGUACCGCGGUUCUGGGCACGGCCGUAUACCCUUGGAGAAGGAACCCGUCAUAGCCCAGGGAGGUACUAAUACCUCGGCGGCCUGA
Messenger RNA from Dichotomopilus funicola, 861 nucleotides. RefSeq lists its product as uncharacterized. Bases 1 to 861 code for a protein of 286 amino acids. The record is from RefSeq and is a predicted model, not a curated record. The transcript has 2 exons. NCBI's taxonomy places the organism in Eukaryota, Fungi, Ascomycota, Sordariomycetes, Sordariales, Chaetomiaceae. Gene Ontology annotation, cellular component: endoplasmic reticulum; plasma membrane.